Mesitornis unicolor (brown roatelo) is the source of this 1744-nucleotide messenger RNA. It is a transcript of the gene KLHL2, whose product is annotated as kelch-like family member 2. The transcript has 13 exons. Lineage: Eukaryota; Metazoa; Chordata; Aves; Mesitornithiformes; Mesitornithidae. Gene Ontology annotation, molecular function: protein binding. The record is from RefSeq and is a predicted model, not a curated record. Bases 83 to 1744 code for a protein of 553 amino acids.
CAAACUUUGCCAUCAGAAGCCCUUAGAUCUGAAAGAUGAUAACACUGAAAUUCACUGUCCUGUUACAGUAAAUCCAUGGCACAUGAAGAAAGCUUUUAAAGUUAUGAAUGAAUUAAGAAGUCAAAACUUGCUGUGCGAUGUGACGAUAGUAGCUGAAGACAUGGAAAUUGCAGCGCAUAGAGUUGUGCUGGCCGCCUGCAGCCCGUACUUCCAUGCCAUGUUUACAGGUGAGAUGAGUGAAAGCAGAGCAAAGCGAGUUCGAAUAAAGGAAGUUGAUGGCUGGACUCUAAGGAUGCUUAUUGAUUAUAUUUACACUGCUGAAAUUCAAGUUACAGAAGAAAACGUGCAGGUACUGCUACCAGCAGCUGGUCUUUUGCAGCUGCAGGAUGUGAAAAGGACUUGCUGUGAAUUUUUGGAGUCCCAGCUUCAUCCUAUCAACUGCUUGGGAAUUCGCGCUUUUGCUGACAUGCAUGCAUGCACAGAUCUCUUGAACAAGGCCAACACAUAUGCAGAACAGCACUUUUCUGAUGUCGUACUUAGUGAAGAAUACCUCAAUCUUGGUGUAGAGCAGGUGUGCAGUCUUAUAUCCAGUGACAAACUCACGAUUGUCUCAGAAGAGAAGGUAUUUGAAGCAGUGAUAGCGUGGGUUAACCAUGACAAAGAUGUAAGGCAGGAGCUAAUGGCACGCCUGAUGGAGCAUGUUCGGCUGCCUUUGCUUUCCCGGGAAUAUUUAGUUCAGAGAGUUGAAGAGGAAAUAUUGGUUAAAAACAGCAGCGCUUGUAAAGAUUACCUCAUUGAAGCUAUGAAGUAUCACUUGCUGCCGACUGAACAACGAGCACUGAUGAAAAGCACUCGAACGAAAUUGAGAACACCCGCUAGCCUUCCAAAAUUGAUGAUGGUAGUUGGAGGGCAGGCACCAAAGGCAAUUCGCAGUGUUGAAUGCUAUGAUUUUAAAGAAGAACGCUGGCAUCAGGUGGCUGAAUUGCCUUCCAGAAGAUGUAGAGCAGGCAUGGUGUACAUGGGAGGUAUGGUUUAUGCUGUUGGUGGUUUCAAUGGUUCAUUGAGAGUUCGCACAGUAGAUUCCUAUGAUCCAGUGAAGGACCAGUGGUCAAGUGUUGCAAAUAUGCAAGACCGGAGAAGCACACUGGGAGCAGCUGUAUUAAAUGGCCUUCUUUAUGCUGUGGGAGGAUUUGAUGGGAGUACAGGUUUAUCAUCAGUCGAAGUUUACAACUUAAAGACUAAUGAGUGGUUUCAUGUAGCUCCAAUGAACACAAGAAGAAGUAGUGUUGGUGUAGGCGUUGUUGGAGGUAAACUGUAUGCUGUUGGUGGCUAUGAUGGGGCGUCACGUCAGUGCCUUAGUUCAGUAGAAUGCUAUGAUGCUAAUACAAACGAGUGGACCUAUGUUGCAGAAAUGAGCACUAGACGGAGUGGAGCAGGUGUUGGUGUGUUAAACAAUUUACUCUAUGCAGUCGGUGGUCACGACGGUCCUUUGGUAAGAAAAAGUGUUGAAGUGUUUGAUCCUGUCGCCACUACGUGGAAGCAGGUUGCAGACAUGAACAUGUGCAGAAGGAACGCAGGUGUUUGUGCUGUAAAUGGUCUCUUGUAUGUAGUUGGAGGCGAUGAUGGUUCCUGUAAUCUAUCAACAGUGGAAUAUUAUAAUCCAACAACUGAUAAAUGGACAGUUGUGUCUUCUUGUAUGAGUACAGGAAGAAGCUAUGCAGGUAAUGUAUAUAGAUAUUUUUAA